Magallana angulata is the source of this 633-nucleotide messenger RNA. RefSeq lists its product as uncharacterized. The coding region runs from base 122 to 568 and encodes 148 amino acids. The transcript is spliced from 5 exons. NCBI's taxonomy places the organism in Eukaryota, Metazoa, Mollusca, Bivalvia, Ostreida, Ostreidae. The record is from RefSeq and is a predicted model, not a curated record.
AGUGACCAUUAUUUAAGUAUUUAUACACGAGCUUUUAAAAAUUGUCAAAGAAAGAAGAAAAAAAGAAUGUAAAAUUGAGAUAACAAUACAUGUAUGCAGGAUCGCUAACUCAUUUGGAAAAAUGCAGAUAUUUGGAGUGGUUGUAUUGGGGGCCCUAGUCAUGUGGACGUCCGGAGCUCUGGUCGACUUCCGGCGCCUUUGUCAGUCAGACCAGCAAAGUUUCGGGUUCCGUCGGGACACGGGACAGUCCGAGGCCGUGCAUUACUGUCACGUGACGGGAACACAGAGCACAGAUUGCAAGCAAAUCGAUGCUGAUGGGGGUUUUGACUGUGGAGCGGAGUUCUACCUGCAGGGUGGUCUACCAGGCAGACUGGCGCAGUGCUGCAGAAUGUCGGGACACAGAUUGAUGAAUUGCCAAACUCUGGCCCAGAGAUUCUCAUACCGGGACGGCUUUGACAUCAUGUACGUUAACAGGGCUCUCCGCAAGCUAAUCAGUACCCCAAUACCGAGUGACCCCACAACUUUCCAGGUGGAAUUGUGUGACCUUGAGAAACAAGACACGGAAUAAUGUAUAAAUAACAGGUGCAUCUCGGAGAAUACUCUAAAUAUUCACAUUGUAUGUAUGUAUAAAAA